GGCGCACACGGACAGCCACAGCCGCUGCGACAGCGCGGGCUCCCAGCUCCCCGCAAGAAGGAACCUGGACAUGACCAGAAAGAUCUUCACAAACACCAGGGAGCGCUGGAGGCAGCAGAGCGUCAACAGUGCCUUCGCCAAGCUGAGGAAACUCAUCCCCACUCACCCUCCAGACAAGAAGCUGAGCAAAAAUGAAACGCUUCGCUUGGCAAUGAGAUACAUCAACUUCUUGGUCAAGGUCUUGGGAGAGCAAAGCCUACAGCAAACAGGAGUAGCUGCUCAGGGGAACAUUCUGGGGCUCUUUCCCCAAGGGCCCCACCUGCCAGAUGUGGAUGAAAGAACUCUACUCAAUGACCCUGGCCCAAGCCAUGAGGCUCCCUAGGGUGGCUGUGCCGGCCAGCCCCCAGGGCAGUACUGGUUGCAGAGUCCUGUGGUUUCAUGCUGCGGAGAGGUAUGACGCAGGAGGUGAUUGGGACAGAAGCUGAGAUCUGCAAAAGGACUUGAGGAAUGUUGCUCUGACCUCAUUACCUCAGAACUUCAGGCAGAAUGACUUGUUCUAUAAGUUUGCACGAGACCAUUGCAAAAAAACAAAACAACCAUCUUUUUAAAGCUGCCAUCUCACUCAUGACUUCAGUAAUGACGAUUUCCUUCUAUUGGAUGUCUGAUGAAUGAGCAAAGCUUGUUGCCCUCUGAAUAUAUUUAAAAGUUUGCGUUGAAAAAGGAGACAUGUCUAUUGAGGGUAAAUACAAGAAAUCUUAAGAUUGAUGAAUGAAAAGGUAGCCACGGUGGAAAGGAACACAAGAGAGGUGUGGGAGUCAUCUCUGGAGGGAUGUCCCUUCAGAGCAGAGCAGUGAGGAUUAUGUGUGUGAAAGUCUCCAUAUCCUUCGACCUCUAUAGAAUCAUGAUCUUCUACUUUAGUUGAACCUCUGAAACCAAAUAGUGGAUUGCAUUCAUUCCAGGAAAAACCUUGGUAAUUUAGAAGCUAGACUUCAUAGUUUUCUUAUUAAAAGUUAGCUAAAAUGAGUGAGCAGACCACUUAGAUUGACACAUUGGGUACUAAAACAUUUAAUUCAGCCCACAUUCCUUCCAACUUAAGUCCUGUACAAUUCGAUAAUUAUGAAAACCCAAAUAUUGCCAUUUUCUAUUUUGUUGAGAGCAAACAAUAGAAAUAAAGGAGCAGAAGCUAAUGACCUCGUGCAUUUAGCUUCACUUCCUGCCUCCCAGGGACCAUCAGCUGGGUCUUAAGCUGGAGGCACGGGUGGAGCCCUGUGGAUGCUCCAGUCAUCACCACACACCAUUCUGGGCCUCACGGUACUUGGAUUCAAAGAUAAAUCUGGUAGCUGAGCCCCAAAUGCAGAUGUCUAUCUCUGGGACAUUUUAUUUCCCCAGAGUUCUUUUGGCUUUUAUGAUCUUCUAAAUCACAGGUGGGAAAUCUAUGUAUUGUGGUUAUGAAUUUCCAGUGUCUAUACAAUAUAGGACUUUAAACUUCUUGUCUCUCUAGAAAGUAUUAGAGUAACUGCAUCAUUAAGGUCGUUUUAGCCGACACACUUGUAGGACAACGGGUUUCCCUCUAAGUCCUUUAUUUAAUCCCCACUAGAUCAAUUUCCCCACAGAAACAGCAUAGCUUUUGGAGACUGGUAAGCACGGAGGCUGGCCAAGUCCUUCCUUCCACCCGAGAUGUGUAUACCAUUCUCACCAUUUUGGGGAAGUUCAAGGUUGUCCCCAAAUUGCCAGGCAGUGGGACAUUUCAAAGUUUUUAUGGUAAAUGUCAACUAAGUAACACUACCCUCUCAUCUGGUACAUUAAAUAAAAUAUGUCUGACAGUGACUUUGUUUUUACAUAGGUUCUGUGAAUAUGAAGAAAGCAGAGAGGUCCUCUGUCUCUAAAUGCAACAUUUUUGUGCUCUAUACAGUACAUACUCACUUUCCUGAUUGUUGGAGCUCUUGUCUGUGCUCAGCUGGGGGCCUCCCACUGAAAUGCUUACAGGGACCCCAAAAAGAUGUAAAGAAGCUGAGUCAUCAUUACAGUAAAUGGGGGGAGAUACUUAAAGAAGCCCGAGAGGAAAUCCUUUCAUAGAUGAAUAAACCUCUACAAUGUUAUUUUAUGUGAUGUACUCCUUACAAUAUUUGUUCAGCUUUAAUUUUCCUGUAUCAAGUUGAAUUAAAUUAACAUGAUUGUCAAACAAGCACACAAAACAAAACAAAACAAAAAAGAACUGUAAUCACAUGUAGUCCAAAACCUAGUGAGGAUAUGUGUGAGAAUGGAAGCUAAUUCAAAAUUCCCUCUACGGUUUCCUUUGGUGGUCCUAGUCAUAAGACUUCAUAGUUCAAAUGUGUUGCUGUCUGCGGGUGCUACUUCUGUUUAUGGACCAUUUGAGUCUAACAGAAGAGUUAAGCCAAAUUUUCUAAUUCUGCCUGUCUGUUCCUUGAACUAAAGUGAGCAUUUGGUCUGCUUUGGACAGUAAUGGAAAUGUGUAGAAACCAUAUUCAAGCAGGGCCUUGCUUUAUAUGGACUGUGUUGCUCCAUUUCACAGAGAAGAAAACAGGCCUGUCUCAUGGGCCAUCAGUGGAAACCUAGGACACAGAUGCCAGUCUCCUGAUCCUCUCUCUAGCCUGUCCAUAGCAUUCACCAGUCACUGUGUGUUGAGAUUGAAAAGGAACAAGCGCCUUAUCAUUAUGUUAACCUUUCCCCCAAAGCAUUUAGUGAUCUUCAUAUGCUCUUUUGUGAUAUGAAAUUAUCCUGCUCUGUAGAAUGUGAGUAGCUGUGUUAACCAAAGAUUUUUAUCUGUUGAUGCAUUUUGUGAGUUCUUAACCAUUGAUAAUACUUUGCUAUUUAACUGUUAACUUAUUACAAAUAAAUUAUUUAAGAAAA
Peromyscus maniculatus bairdii (prairie deer mouse) is the source of this 2871-nucleotide messenger RNA. RefSeq lists its product as uncharacterized. The record is from RefSeq and is a predicted model, not a curated record. NCBI's taxonomy places the organism in Eukaryota, Metazoa, Chordata, Mammalia, Rodentia, Cricetidae.